Messenger RNA from Radiomyces spectabilis, 584 nucleotides. RefSeq lists its product as uncharacterized. The transcript has a single exon. The record is from RefSeq and is a predicted model, not a curated record. NCBI's taxonomy places the organism in Eukaryota, Fungi, Mucoromycota, Mucoromycetes, Mucorales, Radiomycetaceae. Bases 87 to 398 code for a protein of 103 amino acids.
CACGACAUAACCAAAUGUGAUCAAAAAGGCGCGAUUUUUCAAUGAGCUAAAUGACUCUAUGACGCCAACGAUGGUUCUUUGAGCCAAUGGAACAAACGGAAUUUUCAAUUGAGAGUAAAAAACACGCCCCAAUUUUUUUUUUCUUGUUCCUUCUCUUUUCUUUACCAAAGUGGCACAGUUGUGGCGUGUCGUUGAUGAUUGAUGAUAGACUUGAAUCCAUGUUAUUGCCGUACUUUUCCAGAGCAGUAUUGAUGUGUCUUCUCUUAUCUCUAUCACAGUCCCCUAACUGCGGUGAACGACGAACGAACGAGCGAGCGAGCGAGCGAGCGAACGGAGUGACCAAGGUACCACACCAGGGAAGACGCUGUGGUAUGACAGAGAAGGUCCCUGUGAUUUGACGGGGAGGCUCUGGGGCAUCAUUCGGUGGGCUCACUAGGAGAUGGAAUCUCCCCUUGAGGCCAUGGGGUGCAUGCUGCGGAGCGCGACCAACCGAACCACAGGGAAGUUUCUCUGUGAUGUCACGUAGGAGCCCUGGUGUGAACCACUCUAGGUAAGUGGUUGGCUCAAGUUUUUUUGGGGUCUUC